UCGGCGCCCUCUUUCCUCAAGUAUUGCAAGUCGUCUGCUGCAUCUUGAUUAUCUGUGUUUUUGAAUUCAAUUCCUUCCGUGGUGUAAGGGACAAAGUGCAUGGAUUUGUAAAGGUAUUUUGAAACUCGACAGAAUAUGGCAUCUUCGUUACCACAUCUGUCAGAUGACACAAAUAGUGUUUGUGUUGUUGAACUUGUUGAAUCUGACGAAUCAAGUACUGAGCAGAAGCCCCCAAACAGGACCAAAGUCGAUGAAGAUGCAUCUUCGUCUUCUACAUUGGACGCAUUGAAAAUUGACACAAUUGGUCGUAGUGCACAUGCAUGCAAAACAGAAUCACUAGCUUUUGAAAAGUUUAUAUCUGCUUGCACUCCUCAUUUAAAAAUCCCUGGAGAUGAACCAAUCCUUGAAAAACUUAGAAAACACUAUGCCAGACUCGACCUUGAGUGUAGACAAUCAAACACUUUUAACUCAGACUUGGCAAAGUUUAUCUUACAAGUUAGCACAAAUGAUGUAUAUAUAACUAUUCAAGAGAUAUUGAACUACUUUAAAAGUUGUCAUGCCAAAUCUGCAAGUCAGAAACAAGCUCAUAUUAAGAAGCUGGAAAAAAUUCUGGGGCUAUUGGACAAAAAAAUACAAGAACUUCAAGCUAAGGAAGUAGAUUUUGGUGAAGAAAAAAACUCCACCUAUAUCCUAGAGUGCAGGUAUAAAGAACGUUUUGCCUUAGUGUACAGUAAACUCUGCGACGUCGUCGGCUACAGUACACGUGAUCCUAAACCUAAAAUUGAGUAUAAUGGCACGAGAUUUCCCGAAAUUAACCGUAACAUAACAAGAUAUCUCAAGAAAAAUGACGAUUUCCCCGAUUUCAAAGAUGUUCAUGAAAUCAUAGCAGAGACAAAUGAACAAGCGGGUUUGCAUAUGUCUGAAGAGAACAUCUCGAGAAUGGCAAGACAGGUUUUUGAGGAGGUCGGCACUAAGCUUAAAAAACGACGAAUUGACGAGUUUGAAUCAACCUUUGGAUGCACGCUAACCGACAACAUUGAGGUUGAUGAUAAUAAUGAUCCUGCCACUAUAGAUACCGAACUAAGAGAAAAACUAGAAAAUAACCAAAAGCUAGCAAAAAAACGACUUGAUGAGGUAAUGGAGACCUUUGUAGUGAAGCAAGAGACUAGAGGGGAAGAAGAAGCUGCGGCUUCAAAUGCUGAAGAAGAAGAUGUUGAUGACGAUGACGACGAAGAAGAAGAUGAUGAAGAUGAUGACGACGACGACGACGACGACGACGACGAUGACGAUGAUGAUGUCGGUAGGGAAGAAAUGGAAGACAUUGACGAAGACAGUAUUCUGCUUGUUGAGAUAGAGGAAUCACGAUCCGGAAUGGAAGAAUCUGAAGUGGAGCAUCAAACUGAUUCAUCGUCAUGUAGAAGAAAUUCCCUGUCUGAGACGGAUGUUGUCAAGAAAAUCGAACCGUCAAAGCCUUCGAAAAACGGAUUUCUUUCCGGAUUAGACAUUAAACCCAAUGUCAGCGUUUUAACAAAGUCCUUGGCAGCAAAGCAUAGAAAUUCUUCCGACAUCGAAAAAAAGGUUUUUACUACCGUCCAUCGGGGUCAUAAUAAAACGCAACUCAGCAAUCCCAAUCCGCUGCGAUCAGUGAAACGACAGUUAAGUGCUGAGGACGAAGUCAGUGUCAAACAAACCCCAGACCAAAAACGAAUUGCUCUUCAGACAUUUGUGGACGACGACGUCAUUGUUUUAUCAGAUUGAUGGAAUCUUAGCUCAUUCUACCAGAAAUUCGAUAGUGUCAUUAUUUGUGUAUUAAUUCCAACAGAUUUCACAAAUUCAAUUUAUCAAGAGCGUGCGGGUUUCGUUCAACAUAAUGUGUAAUGUGAUGUGUCGCUAUUUCGAAGAGUACCGGGUUUCGUUGGCUGGUUAUGGUGCCAGACCUUAUAGAAGCCGCAUACUUUAUCAGCAAAACUUCAUUUGUUUCAGUUGGCUCUUUCCAGUGAUCUAACGAAUGCAGCAUCUGCGCAUAGACAAAUAAAUGUUCAAACCAAAUACAAAUUACACGACCACUCCAA
This is a messenger RNA of Daphnia magna, 2072 nucleotides long. Its product is annotated as death domain-associated protein 6. The transcript has 7 exons. The record is from RefSeq and is a predicted model, not a curated record. NCBI's taxonomy places the organism in Eukaryota, Metazoa, Arthropoda, Branchiopoda, Diplostraca, Daphniidae. The coding region runs from base 136 to 1758 and encodes 540 amino acids. Gene Ontology annotation, molecular function: histone binding.